UCACUGGAUGAAAGUCGAAUGUUUGUUAUCUUAUCUUGUCUGCAUAACUGGUGAAGGUUUUCAUAUGCUGUGAACUCCAGUAAGUACUAGAAGUAAGGGCUGCUGUAAGUACUUGGGUGCAUAUUUUUGCAUAGGUCUUUGGAACAAAAAUAAGGAUUAAGCAAAAUUUUUUUUUUUUUAAUAAGAAUUAAUAAACUGAGAAAAUGACGAGUACAAACCAAGGUUUCGAUACUGAUUGCAUGACUUUAACCAGGUAUGUUUUGGCCGAGCAGAGAAAGGUACCUCAAGCAACCGGCGACUUGACUCAACUUCUCAAUAACAUUAUGACAGCAAUCAAAGCAAUUUCUUCUGCUGUUAGGAAAGCUGGAAUUGCAAAAUUGUAUGGCAUGGCUGGCGAGACCAAUAUUCAAGGGGAGGAAGUCAAAAAGUUAGACGUGCUGGCUAAUGAGUUAUUCAUAAAUAUGUUGAAAUCUUCUUAUGGAACAUGCUUGCUUGUUUCUGAAGAAAACGAGACAGUUAUUGAAGUUGAAACAGAUCAACGAGGCAAGUACAUUGUUUGCUUUGAUCCACUUGACGGAUCCUCAAACAUAGAUUGUUUAGUUUCAAUAGGAUCGAUUUUUGCUGUUUACCGUCGUGAUUCUAAUGAUCCACCUUCACCAAAGGAUGCAUUGCAAAGUGGUAGAAACAUCGUUGCUGCAGGGUAUGGCCUAUAUGGUAGUGCGACCAUGCUUGUGUUAUCUCUUGGUGGGCCAGUUAAUGGUUUUAUGCUUGAUCCAUCUAUUGGAGAGUUUGUGCUUACUGAUCCCAAUAUUAAAAUAAAACCCAGAGGUAAAAUUUACAGUUUAAAUGAAGGAUAUGAAAGUUUGUGGGAUAAAGCUGUACUUGAGUAUGUUCGUAGCAAAAAGUAUCCAACUUCUGGAAAACCAUAUGGGGCUCGUUAUAUUGGAUCAAUGGUUGCUGAUGUACAUCGUACACUGAAGUAUGGUGGAAUUUUUAUGUAUCCAGCUACGAAAGAUUCACCAAAGGGUAAGCUGCGUUUAAUGUAUGAAUGCAACCCAAUGGCCUAUUUGAUGGAAAAAGCAGGAGGGAUUGCUACAACUGGAAAAAUGUCAAUUUUGGAUAUAAUUCCAGAAUCUAUUCAUCAGAGAUCACCAAUAUUCCUUGGUUCUCCUGAGGAUGUAAAAGAAGUUAUCGAGCUGUAUAAAAAGCACAAUCUGUAACAUUUCGAAACCAUUCCCUUUUCUUUCCCAUUCCUUAUUGUAGUUGAAGAGAUUUUCAAUUUUAGACAGUUUCAUUCUUAAAUACCACUACUAUCUUUAUGCCAUUGGAAUGUUUGAUUUCUCAUAUAUUUUACUGAAAUUGAGUGCCUUUUACAAUUUUUAUAGUAAAUAGAAUCAUUUUUCUUAGUUUCAAAAUUAAGAAUUUAAAUUUCUUUAAAGAGCUUAUCACUAAUAAUGUUUACAAUAAAAUUUGCAUAUUAUUUUCAUUUAAUAAUUAUGACCUUGCCAUAUUUAAAGGAGCUUAAUGAUAAAUCUGUAAUCUAUGCAUUUUUUUUAUAAGUGAGAUUUAAAACUUCAGAAAUCUGAUACUCAUGUUAUAAAUUUGUUGUAUAAAAAUGUAUUUUAUUCUACACACAUAUAUAUGGUCUAAACCAUGUAUUGAUAUUUUCUUUAUUUGGUGUUGAAUAACACAACAAUUUUUUUAAAUGAUCAAUAAGCAGUUGUGAAAUUUUCCAUUUUGUUAUAUUUUAGAAGUGCCUAUUUUUCUAUGUUU
Messenger RNA from Argiope bruennichi, 1773 nucleotides. It is a transcript of the gene fbp, whose product is annotated as fructose-1,6-bisphosphatase 1-like. The record is from RefSeq and is a predicted model, not a curated record. Gene Ontology annotation, biological process: fructose 6-phosphate metabolic process; fructose 1,6-bisphosphate metabolic process; sucrose biosynthetic process. The transcript has a single exon. Lineage: Eukaryota; Metazoa; Arthropoda; Arachnida; Araneae; Araneidae. Bases 204 to 1220 code for a protein of 338 amino acids. Gene Ontology annotation, molecular function: fructose 1,6-bisphosphate 1-phosphatase activity. Gene Ontology annotation, cellular component: cytoplasm; cytosol.